This is a messenger RNA of Hipposideros armiger (great roundleaf bat), 3482 nucleotides long. It is a transcript of the gene CATSPERG, whose product is annotated as catsper channel auxiliary subunit gamma. The transcript is spliced from 26 exons. The record is from RefSeq and is a predicted model, not a curated record. Gene Ontology annotation, cellular component: motile cilium; CatSper complex; sperm principal piece. NCBI's taxonomy places the organism in Eukaryota, Metazoa, Chordata, Mammalia, Chiroptera, Hipposideridae. Bases 229 to 3348 code for a protein of 1039 amino acids.
AGCAGGGAAAGGCUAAGAGACGAUGCGAAGAGUAGGGGCGGGGCUCGAAGACGCGUGGUGUAGAGCCUGUUGCUGUCCAGGACACCGAAAGGGGUGGUGAGGAGAGGGGUGGGACGAAAAGGUGUCGCGGUUUGGCGGGAAGGUGAAGAUCGAGGAGGUGCUGACCUACAAGGUAGCGCCGGCGUGGAACGAUGAGAAGGUUCCAGCCAGGCUGCACGCUGCCCUGCGAUGACCCCUGCUGGUUUUGCGUGGCCAAGACUCCGAGUCCUGUGGGUGCUGUGGGCACUGCUGGCGGUGCUGUUGUCACCGUGGAGGCUGUGGGCUAUCGAGGAUAACCAGGAGUGCACCUGGCAGGUUGUCCUGAACCGGUUCGAGACGAUAGGUAAGAACGACGGAAGCGACCGCUUCUUUAAUCAAGAGCCCCUGGACACAGUGGACGUUUUGUUCAGCCUUCUGGUGGACGCGCCCAUCGACCCGAACGAGAAAUACAUGGGCUUCCCUUACUACCUAAAGAUCAACUACUCCUGCAAGGGUGAGCUCUUCAGUCUGUUACCCCGGUACUUUGUGAAUGCUGCAUCGAGGCCCCUGUGGUACACCGUGAACCAGGCACCUGUGCUCAUUCUGGGUGGCAUUCCUGAGGAGAAGUCUGUUCUGCUGACUGACACGAGCUUCAAGGACUUCUUCUUCGUGGAGCUGAGCAUUGACAGUUGCUGGGUAGGCUCCUUCUACUGCCCCCAGGCCAGCUUCACUGCCACCAUCUAUGACGCCAUCGCCACCGAGAGCACACUCUUCAUUCGGCAGAACCAGCUUGUCUACUAUUUCACAGGCACCUAUAUCACACUCCACCAAAGCAACCGUGGCAGUGGGAACUGGGUUCGUGUGCUGGCCAAUGAGUGUAUCAAGAAGCUAUGCCCCGUGUAUUUCCAUGGCAAUGGCUCCGAGUACAUCAUGGCCCUCACCACUGGCAAGCAUGAAGGUUACUUCCACUUUGGGACCAUCACAGAUGGCCAUGUGUCCUUCAAGAUGCUGCCCAGGCAGCAGUCCGUGUGCAAAGGGAUACAAGUUGUUACCUGUUCCAUAACCUGGGCCACAUACAUUGCGGGCAGCUACAAUCUGCUGCUGCUGGUGGAGACUGAAGACAUCGCUACCAGGAAAUAUUUCCAAGUGGUCAGCUAUGACAUGGUCACUGAUUACCUGGCCGUCCUCUACACCAUCCCAGAAUUCAUCCCUGACGCUCGAGGCCUGGAGUUCCUGAUGAUCCUAGGGACAGAGUCUUAUACCAACUUCUCAAUGGUGCCCAAGGGCAUGUCCUACAACCCAUAUAACCACCUGCUGUUCAUCUGGGGCAACUUCCUCCUGCAAAGCUAUGACAGUGAAAACUUCAUCUACCUGGCGGACUUCCCCAAGGAGCUAUUCAUCAAGUACCUGGUCAACUCGUUCCUUGGGGACAUAGCUAUUGUCACAGAGACGGAGGAGAUCUGGUACCUUCAGGAGGGCAGCUACCGGGUGUACAAGCUGUUUCCCUCCAAGGGCUGGGAGGUGUACAUCAGCCUGCAGAUGAUGCAACAGUCCUCUCUCUACGCCCCCAAUGAGACUAUGGUCACUCUCUUUUAUGAAGAACGCAAUCUGUACCAGCUGGUGUACCUUGUAAACGGCCAGCAGAGCCAGCUCGUCAAGAGGCUUGUGCCCUUGGAGCAGCUUCUAAUGUACCAGCAACUCAGCAACCGCUACCUCUUGCAGCAGCAAGGGAGCCACCUGACGCUCUCCUUCACCAACUUAUGCCCCUUCACGGUGAUGCACCUGCGGGACCUGCCCAACCCGCAGAUCUACACGCGCCAGGAGCGCUACCGGGCGAAGCCGCCGCGCGUCCUGGAGCCUUCGGGCUUCCACAACGAGAACUCGCUCGCUGUCUAUCAGGGCCUCGUCUACUACCUGCUCUGGCUGCACUCCAAGUACAACAAGCCUUACGCCGACCCUGUGCACGACUCCACCUGGCGCUGGUGGAAGAACAAGAAACAGGACCAGGAUUAUUACUUCUACCUGGCGAGCAACUGGCAGAGCGCGGGUAACGUGCACAUUGACAUGGACAACUACGAAAAGAUCUACGACCUCAAGGCCGAGUACGAGCUACCCAAGCGCAUCUUCCUGGAUAAGGGCUCCAGCUACCGUUUCUCCAUCUUCCUAACCGUCCGGGGCCACUCAUUCAAGUCCCAGCCGGAAAUCGGCAACAGCUUCCAGCUGCAGAGGCAGGUGGAGCUGGGCGUGGUGCUGUCCAAUCCUAACUGCACUGAAGCGGUGGUGAAGCAGAAUGUCCUUACUGAUAGCAACUCGGUGCUUUUCUGGGUUACGCUCAGUGAUAACAGCUUUUGCUUGAACCAGGAUAUUAGUGGACAUCACCUCAUGAAGACCUCCAUUUUGGUCAAGGUGGCGAGCUCGGCUGGGCACUGCUUCCAGAACACGAUCCAGGGGCCCCGCAUGCAAGGCAACUUGAUGGUGCCACUGUUUAUCGGCUGCCCCCCGGGCAAACGUCUGGCCUUUGACAUCACCUACACUCUGGAGUACAACCGCCUGCAGAACAAACACUACUUCGACUGCGUGCACCUCGACCCCGAGAUGCCCUGCUUCCUCUUCCGUGAUAUCUUCUACCCCUUCUUCUUGAUCCAAGAUUUGGUGACAGGAGACUCUGGCAGUUUUCAGGGCAGCUACGUGCUGAAGGUGGUGGGUGGCGGACCCACCCUGGACACCAUCAGGGAAUACAGCGAGGAGGAGAUCUACCGCUUCAACAGCCCCCUGGACAACACCGACAGCCUCAUCUGGACUACAAAGAACACAACGACCACCAAGGACUUGGCCUUCAACAUCAUGUCCCACCAGAGCUUGGGCAUCGAGUGGCUGUGUCUGGAGAAUUCCCCAUGCCAUGACACCAUUCCCCAUAGCAUCUUCGCCCCUGAAUUCUUCUUCAAGGUGUUGGUGAGCAACAGAGGUGUGGACAAGAGCACCUACUGUGACUACCAGCUCAUCUUCCUGCUGCAUAUCCACGGGCUUCCACUCAGUGCCAAGCGGGCCCUCUUCAUCCUCAUAGUGUCAACCAGCGUAUUUCUCAGCCUGAUCUUCCUCUACAUCAUCAUCUGCCUCCUGCUGCCCCUGGUGGUGAGAAGCUGCAACAUCCUCCGCUGGAAGAUCAACAGCAUACUCACCACAGAAUCCUACUACACCCACAGCACCUCUUCCAGAGUCAGCAGCACAUCUGGGACCAAUGCCAGUGUUAGCUCCAGAGACAGCUCCAAGGUGGCACAGAAAAACAAGGCUGCACCUGAGGAGGAAAUGGUGAAGAAGCCACUAACCUGAGCCUUUUACCUGCCCCACCCAACCCCCACCCACCCUCAUCCCUUACUUCUUGGGCCAUUUUGGAAAUUCAACCUGUCACCCAUCCCAAGCCUUCCUUUCUGUUUUGCUUGAAUUUUUGCUUCUCCUUCAGAGCA